AAUUUUCCCUCUCUGUAGGAGAUGAUGUACGUCUGGAACGGUUUCACCAUCGUUGGGAAGAGAGCCGACAGCACCGAGGCCUUGCUGGUAACCAUAGAGACGGCAGAGGAGCAGCUACGCAACGACCCCAGCCCGUCAGAGUUUCAUCCCGACGACAGCUGCCUGGUCCAGAUGUUGAAGGGUCUCUGUCUGAAACACCUGGGCAGGUUACUGCAGGCAGAGCUCUGCUUCACACAGGUCCUCUCCAGCGAGAGCCGUAUCAGAUACGAUCACUACUUGAUUCCCUUCACGCUGUACGAGCUGGGGCUGCUUCACAAACAGCAGGGAGACUUCGCCAAGGCCACCACCUACAUCGAAAACGCCAAGACGAACUACAAGGAUUACUCCAUGGAGUCCCGGCUUCACUUCAGGAUCCACGCGGCUCUGAGCAGCCUCAAAGGGUCUCCUGUUGGCACCCCAUAGUACCCCAAAAUACCCCAUAGUACCCCAUAAUACACCACGACACUCCAAAAAACUCCAUAACACACAGGGAUUCCCCCUCAUCACAUCCAAACCAGGACUCCUCCAUUGCUUGUAAAAGUAUAUUAUAUGUUUCCUUAUUUAUUUAUGUGUUAUUGUGUGAACAGAUGAGAUUAUCUAAGCGUCUCAAACAGGCUCAGAGUCAGGUAAGAGUUUAAUGACGAGAUUCAAUGCAAGAUGUUUAUUUAAUCAAUUAGUUAACGAGUCAUUGUCAGAGAAAGGAUUUCAGUCUAAUGGUGCGUCCACAGCGGAAACAAGUUUUACCAGCUCACCGUUUGUCUCUAUAUUGAUUAAUACAGCCGUUAAGACCCAGAGUCAACAGGUUUAAUUGCAAUAUUUGCACCAAAGUGGAUCCGAGUUAACGACGUAAUGACACAGAUUACUCCGUUUGCACGACGGCAAGCAACAUACUUUAAAAUUUUCUGAAUGAACUUUGGUUUACUAAUCUUUGCAUUUGCGUGAGAAAAAUACAUUUGUGUCGGAUGUGAACGCACCAUAAGGGGCUCGUUCACUCAGAGGCGCUUUACAGACAACUUUUUGUUCAUUAAGUUAUGCAGAUAAAGCACAAGGUAAGAACAGGUUUUAUUGUUUCUUAAAUAUCUUGGAAAAACUCUCCCAGUAUUCCCAACAGAAGUUUAAAUCUGUUGCCUUGGACCGCUCUGCCUGAACGAGCCCUUCAUUUAAAUCUGACACUACUUUACAAAUCAUGGCCUUAACCCGCUUAUAA
Molecule: messenger RNA, 1246 nt
Organism: Notothenia coriiceps (black rockcod)
Lineage: Eukaryota; Metazoa; Chordata; Actinopteri; Perciformes; Nototheniidae
Product: tetratricopeptide repeat protein 39B-like
Exons: 4
Coding region: 22-462 (146 amino acids)
Molecular function (GO): protein binding
Source: RefSeq, a predicted model, not a curated record